Penicillium macrosclerotiorum is the source of this 1293-nucleotide messenger RNA. RefSeq names its product NO-inducible flavohemoprotein. The transcript has a single exon. Lineage: Eukaryota; Fungi; Ascomycota; Eurotiomycetes; Eurotiales; Aspergillaceae. The coding region runs from base 1 to 1293 and encodes 430 amino acids. The record is from RefSeq and is a predicted model, not a curated record. Gene Ontology annotation, biological process: nitric oxide catabolic process; cellular response to nitrosative stress. Gene Ontology annotation, molecular function: heme binding; nitric oxide dioxygenase [NAD(P)H] activity; oxygen binding. Gene Ontology annotation, cellular component: intracellular anatomical structure.
AUGUUCACAAAGCUCGCCCUUCGCCGAGCGGCGCUUCCAACGGUUGUGCAACGCGCUUAUAUAUCCGUGCCACGCAAGGGGCUCAAUACGCAGCAGAAGGAAAUAGUCAAGUCAACGAUUCCCGCACUGCAGGAGCAUGGUGUCACAAUUACCACCCUCUUCUACAAACGCCUGCUUGAGGCACAUCCCGAACUUAAAAACAUUUUCAACACUGCGCAUCAAGCAACGGGUGAGCAGCCUGCAGCCUUGGCACAUGCCGUAUGGGCGUAUGCUUCCAACAUCGACCACCCCGAGGCUUUAAGCACUGCUGUUUCUCGCAUUGGCCACAAGCAUGCCAGUCUUGGGGUCAUGCCGGAGCAUUACCCGAUAGUCGGGCAGCAUCUUCUAGUUGCAAUCAAGGACGUCCUAGGGCCAGCCGUCAACGAGAAAGUGCUUGAUGCAUGGGGUGCAGCAUACCAGGAACUGGCUGACAUCUUCAUCAACUUCGAGGAUGGCCUCUACCAAGAGAAUUUGAAGACCGCUGGGGGCUGGAAAGGCUGGCGGAAGUUCUUCAUCUCCGACAAGGUCGUGGAGAGCGACGAAAUUAUUUCAUUCUAUCUGAUCCCAGAAGAUCGAGACGUCCUGCCCAAGUACAAGCCUGGCCAGUUUGUGAGUAUACGAUGCUAUGUUCCGGAGUUGAGUUCCUAUCAGCCCCGACAGUACAGUCUUUCCGAUGUGCCGAGUAGCGAUCACUUCCGGAUUUCCGUCAAGCGAGAGUUUGCGAGAGAUGCGAAGCCGGCCGGUCGGAUCUCUAAUGUCCUGCACGAAUCACUUCCUAUUGGGGCAGAGUUGGACGUCAGCAUGCCGUUUGGUGACUUCGUGCUUGAUACCAACGCAACCACUCCGGCCGUACUGAUUAGCGGUGGUGUGGGCCUUACGCCCAUGAUGUCGAUGCUCAAAAGCAUCGUUGAUCAACAAGGUCAAGCUCGACAGGUUGUUUUCAUCCACGCGGCACGAAAUGGGCGCGUUCACGCCAUGAAAGAUGAUUUAAAUCAAAUUGUUUCACAUAACCCCGCGGUUAGCCGCAUGGUCUUUUACGAAAAUGUCACCGAUGGAGAGAAGCAGGGGGUGGAUUACGAUUAUGUUGGGCGUGUAGAUUUGGCUCAGGUUAAAGACAAGGUAGUUCUUUCCGAUGCUGACUACUAUAUCUGUGGGCCGCAACCUUUCAUGAAGGCCCAGAGCAAGAGCCUAGAGGCUUUGGGUGUGGAAGGGGACCAUAUUCAUAUGGAGGUUUUUGGCUCUCCGCAUGAUUGA